Molecule: messenger RNA, 541 nt
Organism: Cuscuta epithymum
Lineage: Eukaryota; Viridiplantae; Streptophyta; Magnoliopsida; Solanales; Convolvulaceae
Source: the annotation of a GenBank genome assembly
CUCCAAAACUAUGAGCGUGUUGUCUUGUUGCUAAAGGCCCGAAAAUCCCUGCUUAGAUCCAGCAAGAGAAAGGACCUCGAUUUCAUUUUAUCUCUUUAACUUCCUGCGAAUCAUAAAGUCGAAACACCUCUUCCGGAACCAACGGCUAAAGCUUUUUAGCAAGAGCUGAUGAUCUCUUCCGUCCAACCUAUCUCCAUUCUCGUUUUCUGCGCACUCUUCCUCUCCCGUACGGUUGUAGGAAAGUACCAAGAAAAUGAUCCUGUCAUAUUAUGGGUAAACAAGGUUGGGCCAUAUAAUAAUCCACAAGAGACAUACAACUACUAUAGCCUCCCCUUUUGUCACCCACCUGGCAAUGUUGCACACAAGUGGGGCGGCCUUGGAGAGGUCCUCGGGGGAAACGAGCUUAUUGAUAGUAAAAUUGACAUAAAGUUUAAGAGAAAUGUGGAUAGGGGUUCUGUUUGUGAACUUGAGUUGGAUCCAGCAAAGGUUAAACAGUUUAAGGAUGCAAUUGAUAAUUCAUACUGGCUUGAGUUUUUCAUGG